Amoebophrya sp. A120 is the source of this 1137-nucleotide messenger RNA. The record is from the annotation of a GenBank genome assembly. NCBI's taxonomy places the organism in Eukaryota, Dinophyceae, Syndiniales, Amoebophryaceae.
AUGCUCAAGGACCCGCCAGCUCCCGCAGCGGAGGAUGUUGUCAUUCUUGGCCCCGUCAAAUAUUUGGAAACGAACCCCGCCGUAACGUUGGAUGGCAGUGUCCGCUUCGACGACCAGUUCUUUGAGGACAUGCGAGAAAUUAAAGCAAGGUGGAGCGAAAGUGAUCAGGGGGAGAUGCCGCAGGUAACGAUACACGCCGGUGUCAGCGAAGCACUUUCGAAGGUAUUGCAGCCACUGCUCCACGACGCUCUCGUGUUCCUUGCGUGCGCAAUCGACGAAGAAAAAAGCUGCCACGAGUCGGAGAAAAUCAUUUACCAUCCCGGAAAAGACUACCAGCAGAACCAAGGCGAAACUUUCUGGCCAAAAAUAGCCGAAAGAAGAGACUCGCAUCAAGCGGCGCAGCCUCCCCCACCCACCUUGCUUCGGAUAACAGCGCUAGGCGCUCACCAUGUUGUCGAGUGGCAAAGCGAAAGCGGAGACGAGAGCAUUCAAUCGAACGCCAAAACAUGGGGCUGGCGUUAUUCUUACCCGGGGUGGACAUGGCUUGAUAAUGAGCACCGUUUUCAGUAUGAGUAUGGUCGGGGGGAGAGAAUUUUUGUCACGCAUCGCGUGCCGCUAUCUCGUGGCGAAGUGGAGGCCUUGGUCUUUGCGCAAAAGUGGAUUGGGUUUGGCAACCCCGCUAACUAUGAGCUAGCUGGUGGAAUCGCGCCGAAGGUUAUUCGAGGGGCGGUCUCAGUAGUAUCCCAAGUUGGCGCUGGCGACCGGCUCGGCCUCCACUCAUUCGACGACCCUCGUAUAAUGAAUUCAUCGGGGCGUAAGUGCUUCAACUGUCAGUCCCUAGCCUAUUUCACGGAAAAUCUGGUGGUUCCGCCACUGUACUACAACUUCGUUGCGAGGGGAAGCGCAAUGGCCCUAUACCGAACGGAUCGCCGCUCGCUCACCUUCUUUAUGAGAGGGUUACUCAGACCCAACGAAAGCUUCGAUCCGGGUGUCUGGGAGGCAAUGCAGAGCAUUUCCAAAAAGGGUGUGCUUGCAGAUUUGGGGCAAGCAGGGUCUGCGCAGGACGCGACGGACCGAGCGCCCGAUGAAACCACGAACAGGGGUCUGUCAUUUUUCCAAACAUUUCUCCUUGCGUAG